Molecule: messenger RNA, 234 nt
Organism: Caenorhabditis briggsae
Lineage: Eukaryota; Metazoa; Nematoda; Chromadorea; Rhabditida; Rhabditidae
Exons: 1
Coding region: 1-234 (77 amino acids)
Source: RefSeq, a predicted model, not a curated record
AUGUUCAAGAACAUCUUCUCCCUCUCCUUCUUCGUCCUCUUCGCCCUAUUCUUGUCCUCUACCGUAUCCGCUGGCCUCAUCAACCGAGUCAAGCGUCAAAACUACUAUGGUCAACCUGGCGUCGUCAAUAACCUGGUCUCGGAUCCAUUGAUUGGAGGAUCCACGUCUCUUGGAUGGGCUCAAGUUCCACAUGUCGCCAGUCCAAUGUUCUCGCCAGUGUUUGGAAGAAAAUAA